AUGUUGGAUACCUUUACGAUUCUGACCACCUCCGGGGUGGUCCUUUGGUCGCGCUCGUACGCUCCGAUCAGCCCUUCUAUUAUCAAUAAUUUUAUCUCGGAUGUAUUCAUAGAGGAGAAGGCGUCAGUGGCCGGGCCCAAGGAUCCUCAGUCUGCCACAGCGAACUCUCCGUACCACAGUGAGCAACACACCCUAAAAUGGGCAAUGGUCAAGGAGCUGGGCGUCAUCUUCGUUGCUGUCUAUAGAUCACUUCUUCACCUCUCCUGGGUCGACCAAUUUGUGGAUAAUAUCAAAGCCAUCUUUGUCGGUCUCUAUGGUGAACAAUUGAAGAAGCCAAAUACUACCCUCGUGAAGUGCGGAAAUUUCGACGAUUACUAUGACCAGCAAGUUCGAGCUUUGGAGAAGUCAGGCAUACAUGUCGAACAAGGAGAUGCGGGUGGCCUCGAGUCGGGGGGUGCACAGCCUCCAGCUCCCCCAGGUCUCAUACAUCGUCACGUCACUCAAAACGAGACUUCGGCGGCCGAAGACUCCCCUGUCGGGAGCCCCAGCGCAUCGCGACCGACCACCCCGAGCGCAAACCAUCUUGUCGUACCGAAAGGCCUAGCUGGAAAGAUGUCGAGACGUCAGCGCAAGGUCCAACAUGCCGCCUCGGCGGCAGCAUCAUCUGGGGAUGAGUCUCCGCGGCGCAAGGCCAAGAACACCAAGGCGCAGAAGAAGGGAAGGAAAUGGGAUGCUGAUGGAAUGGCUACGGAGGAUGAUGAUAUUCAGCUCGACUAUUCGAUGACCAGCAAUGCUCAAAGCGACUCCGACGGCGAUGUGGGGAGGUCUUCGGCUGUUGAACACGUUGAUUCGUCAACCUGGGGAGCCAAAACUGCGAAGGGCCAGUUCGUGUUGAAGGACCUCGACGACGAAGUGCAAGACCUCCUAGAAUCCGCUCAAGAGCGUUCCAAUGCCGCUGCCACAAAGUCAGGUUCUUCUGGUGGACUCGUUGGGUCCGGACUCAACGCUAUCAGCGGGAUGUUACGAAACGUUGUUGGUGGAAAGGUCCUGACCAAGGAAGAUUUGGACAAGGCGAUGAAGGGGAUGGAAGAUCAUCUUUUGAAGAAGAAUGUGGCUAGAGAGGCGGCCGUUCGACUUUGUGAAGGCGUUGAGAAGGAGUUAGUCGGGGUAAAGACGGGCAGUUUUGAGAGCAUCAACGCUAGGAUAAAAUCCGCCAUGGAGGCAUCCUUGACAAAGAUGCUUACUCCGACAUCUUCGCUAGACCUUUUGCGCGAGAUCGACGCCGUCACUAACCCUUCCAGGCUCUCUGGAAGGACGCGCCGGCCUUACGUCAUGUCAAUUGUCGGAGUCAACGGUGUUGGGAAAUCUACCAACCUGUCCAAGAUCUGCUUCUUUCUCUUGCAGAACAAGUACAAGGUCCUCAUUGCUGCGGGUGAUACCUUCAGAUCUGGGGCAGUAGAGCAAUUGGCGGUGCACGUCCGUAACCUCAAAGAACUGACGUCCCGGGAGGGCGGGCAGGUGGAACUCUACCAAAGAGGAUACGGCAAGGAUGCCGCUGCCGUCGCCAAGGACGCCGUCGCAUACGCGGCUAGCGAAGACUUUGACGUUGUGCUCAUUGACACGGCGGGCCGUCGGCACAAUGACCAGCGGCUCAUGUCCUCGCUCGAAAAGUUUGCGAAAUUUGCCCAGCCUGACAAGAUUCUCAUGGUUGGAGAGGCGCUCGUGGGGACGGACUCUGUCGCGCAGGCUCGCAACUUUAACGCUGCUUUUGGAUCAUCCAGGACUCUUGAUGGGUUCAUCAUCUCUAAAUGUGACACGGUGGGCGACAUGGUGGGAACGCUCGUCAGUCUCGUGCAUGCGACGAACGUACCGGUUCUCUUUGUCGGCGUCGGACAGCAUUACUCUGAUUUGAGGAACUUUUCCGUUAAAUGGGCUGUAGAGAAACUUCUUAGCCCCACGUCUUGA
Molecule: messenger RNA, 1965 nt
Organism: Scedosporium apiospermum
Lineage: Eukaryota; Fungi; Ascomycota; Sordariomycetes; Microascales; Microascaceae
Exons: 5
Coding region: 1-1965 (654 amino acids)
Biological process (GO): SRP-dependent cotranslational protein targeting to membrane
Cellular component (GO): endoplasmic reticulum membrane; signal recognition particle receptor complex
Molecular function (GO): GTP binding; ATP hydrolysis activity; signal recognition particle binding
Source: RefSeq, a predicted model, not a curated record